Molecule: messenger RNA, 2145 nt
Organism: Cladocopium goreaui
Lineage: Eukaryota; Dinophyceae; Suessiales; Symbiodiniaceae
Source: the annotation of a GenBank genome assembly
AUGUUGUUCAGCAUCAUUUGCACCAUCUUUUUCGAGUGCCGCGGGAGCCUCAGUUUUCGGUUUCUCAGUGAUUUUGAUGGAGGUUCCGUGCUAGCCACGUCCUCUUCCGCGUCCCCAACUGGCCGGUCCCGCGCGCGGGCCCGGCCUUUGGCGCUGGAAUGCCGCUCGGUGUCCCCACAUCGCAUUGAGGCGCCUGCCCCGGCCGCCCCGGCCGCCCCGGCCUCCCCGUCUCCAGUCCCAUGUGUGGCCUCCGGGGAGCGGCACCCGGUGUCGCUGUCGCACCGCGGCUCCUUGCGAUCGGUGCUGGAGGACGAUGGCCUGGCUGAUGCGCCCUGCAGUCCAUCAGAGCUGCCAGUGAGGAGCUCCCAUACCCUGCCAAGCGCCAGGCCGAGGGUAAGGGCGCUGUCGGCCUUGUCCUCAGAGCUGUCGCUGAAGUCGGAAAAUUUGACGGGAUUUGAGAGACCCGAAUCUCCGAGCCCCUUCCGCGACGACUUCCGCAUGCUCCCGGCCGCCGGCGUGGCGGUGAUCUUCUUCGACUUCGACGGCACGUUGACGGCCACGCCCGGGGACCGCGCGGCGCGGAGGACCAAACAGCUGGAACUUUGUGAACGCGCCGCCAUGCUGGGACCAAGGUUGAAGAGUCUAAGGGCGGACGGAGCAUCGUUGGGGAUCAUCUCCAAGAGCACUGAGGGCACCAUCCGCAGUGCUUUAGACGCCGCGGAGCUCAGCAAGUUCUUCGAUGCGCCGCUGGUGGGCAAGGCCGUGGGCUUCGAGGGCAAGGCAGGUUUCAUCGAAGAUCUCGCCUUGAACGGAUGUCUCCCCAGACUGGGUUCAACCGUGAAGCACGGUGUACCUUUCAGCCGCAUCCUGCUGGUGGAUGACGAUCUGCUGGAGUUGGAACGGUGCAAGGCGCGUGGCAUCCAGGUCUAUGCUGCUCCUGAAGAGGGUGGUCUUCAAGAUGAGGAUUUUGAUGCCAUCAGUGAAGCCUUGCGCAUCCCGCGCCCCCGCAGCCACCCCGUGCGCAGCGCGCUGCCCGGCGCCCUGGGCUCCGCCCGCCUGGGUUCCGCCGCAACGGCGAGCCUCGGCACGGCGUCCUGGAACGAUGGGGAGCGGCGGCUGUCGCGGUGCCGCUCCGCGGUGCCGGUGGGGCAACGGGAGGUGCGGCUGCCGUCCAUUGGAGGACGCUGGAAUGGCAAGACGAGGCCAACGAGAAUCUUGUUCUCUGGUGAUUGUUACGACUGUUUUGGCGAGGACUUCACUGCCACGAGCGAGGGCUCACGGCUGAUGUCCCAAAGGAUGCUGCGCGAGCACAGCAGUGUGAUGUCUGCCAGGGGAAACGAGUGCUGGGCUUUUGGGCAAAGGGAUGAUGUCAGAGAUGGUCGCAGCCAAGGUGAACGGCACGUGGAGUUACCCUUGCUGGAGACUGACGGCGACAAAACGCCUAUGGAGCGAGUGCUCACAAGGGAACAGGACGUUGAAGAUAUGGGCCUGAAAGACCUAGAAGCCGCUGUCAGGAGCGUCCAAGUGGAUUUCUCCCAUUUGCCUGAGGAAAAGAAGGAACUCGCCGCGGAAGAUCGCUUGAUCGACAGCAAAACGGUGGAGGCCGAAUAUGCCGAGCAGGUGACCGAACUCACCAGGGAACUUCAGAAUUUGAACCCCAACAUGCGUGCAAUGGAACAGUGUGAAGUUGAAGAGUCCAAGUUGCAGGACAUUAGGCAGCAAGCAGAUGUGGCCAGCAUCGAAAGUCAACGAAUUCUGCGAGAGUUCGAAGCUGUUAAGGAAAGGAUCAAUCCGUACUAUUCAGAGUUAACCUCCUACGACGGCUUCGCCGGUGGUUCCGCCUACUUAGACCUGGACGAUCCAGAGGAACCUUACAACGGAGGUAUCACCUUCACGGCCUGUCCUCCUGGCAAAAGGUUUUUCCCCAUGGAACUCCUCUCUGGAGGCGAGCGCUCGAUGGCGUCUAUGGCGCUGCUGUUUGCCAUGCAUUCGUUCCAACCACCUCCAUUCAUGAUCCUGGAUGAGGUGGAUGCCCCGUUUGACAAGAAAAACACCUCCUCCCUGGUGAACUAUUUGAAAAAGAUGGACUUUCAGUGCGUGGUGAUCUCCCUGAAGGCCCGGCGUUGCCGGCGGCGCUUCGGGUGA